Molecule: messenger RNA, 11625 nt
Organism: Pristis pectinata (smalltooth sawfish)
Lineage: Eukaryota; Metazoa; Chordata; Chondrichthyes; Rhinopristiformes; Pristidae
Gene: abca2
Product: ATP-binding cassette, sub-family A (ABC1), member 2
Exons: 49
Coding region: 253-7737 (2494 amino acids)
Biological process (GO): transmembrane transport; lipid transport
Cellular component (GO): intracellular membrane-bounded organelle; membrane
Molecular function (GO): ATP hydrolysis activity; ATP binding; ABC-type transporter activity
Source: RefSeq, a predicted model, not a curated record
GCUGGGAGGGAGGGAGCGCGCGCGGGUGCAGCUGUCGCCGCGCUCCAGCCGGGUUUGCCGUGGCUGCUUCCCGGCUUGUCCCCCCGCCUCCCGUUCACCCCGCUCCCGGGGAGGACGCGCGCCCGCGCGGAGAGCCGUCGCUGUCAAUCAACAGACGCCGGGUCCAAAGCUGCAAGCCGCCGGUCGCUGUGCUUUCUCUCUCUGUCUCUUCACCCACCUCCCCCCCUCCCUCCCUCCCUUCAGACAGCAGCCAUGGGCUUCCUGCACCAGCUGCACCUCUUGCUGUGGAAGAACAUCACCCUGAAACGCCGGAGCCCGUGGGUUUUGGCGUUCGAGAUCUUUAUACCACUGGUUCUCUUUUUCAUUUUGCUGGGACUUCGUCAGAAGAAGCCGACUAUUCCUGUCAAAGAAGCGUUCUACACGGCUGCACCGUUGACAUCUGCCGGGAUACUCCCUGUGAUGCAGUCUCUAUGUCCCGAUGGCCAGAGGGAUGAAUUUGGAUUCCUGCAGUACUCCAACUCCACGGUCACACAGUUGCUCGAGCGAAUUAAUGAGGUGGUGGAAGAGAGCAAUCUGUUUGACCCUGAUCGCCCAGGUCUUGAAGAAGAGCUGGAAUCACUACGCCGUCAUCUGGAAUCCAUGAAUAACGACCCAAGCUCAGUGGAGAACCACUUCAACCACACUUACGGAUUCACUCUUGGAUCAGUUGUGAAGGACCGGGCUGAACUUCAACACUUCCUGACACACAACUUGUCCAUGUCCAAUGAAACAGCUGGACUCCUACUAGGAUCAAGUGUCAAUUUAAAGGAGGUAUUCCGCCUUUGCUUUGGAUCGUAUCCAUCAGCUGUAGACAGCGAACUGGACAGUGAUAAUUGGGAUGCGUUUAGUGCUGGAGAGAAACUUCUACGGUUAGAGGAGCAUCUUCUGGGAGGCUGGCAGAAGAUAGAAGGAGGACUGAUUCAUAAGGCGUUAAGUGACCCAGAAAAAGUGACUCACAGACAAAAACUUGUCCAGCUAUUGGCCCAAGCUCUUGGCCUAGCAGGAUCCAGCAACUCCACAGAUGCCUAUGAUCCAGAAGGACUUGUUGGGGAGAUGGAGAAUAUUCUGUUUGUGCCCAAUGUCUUGGAAUCCCUGACCUGCGGUGAUGAAAAGGAUGACCUCCAGAAGAUUCUGAUGAUCCCGGUGUCUCAGACAGCUCGGCUCAGCCGUUAUCGGGGAGUUGUUUGUAACACCACCACCAGAGUGCGGAAGGAACAUUUUCAGCAACUCGCCCAUGAACUUAAAAGCCAGGUGGACAUCCAGAAAAUUGUGGAGAAGUUGAAGUUGAAUGAGGUGAACAGCACAGCAGUUCAGCAUCACCUUCGAGCCUUACUUGAAGACCUGAUUGAGGUGGAAAAGAUUCUGAAGGAUGUGGAUGCCUUGUCAGGACUCGCCAGACUGUUGCCAAAAGGAGCUUGCGCUGGCAAAAGCCCAUCAACAGCAGCCAACAGUACCAGCUGGAAUAGCAACUUCACCACUGCCAAUGCCACCUCAGAGGAGGGAGAAGAGGCCCAGAAGGAGAAUCCUCACACUCAGUUUUCGGCCUUUGUCCAACUCUGGGCUGGCCUUCAGCCAAUCCUCUGUGGGAAUAACAGAACGAUAGAACCUGAAGCACUAAAACAGGGAAACAUGAGCUCAUUAGGCUUCACCAGUAAGGAGCAACGCAAUCUGGGACUGCUGGUGCACCUCAUGACCACCAAUCCCAAAAUCCUUUAUUCACCAGUUGGCACAGAGGUGGACAAAGUCAUAGAAAAGGCUAAUGAAACGUUUGCUUUUGUUGGAAAUGUUACACAUUAUGCCAGAGUUUGGCUGAACAUUUCCUCUGAAAUCCGCACUUUUCUGGAAGAAGGCAAGCUACAGAAUCGCAUCAGCUGGCUACAGCAAUUUACCUCUGAUUUGAAGAGGCGUCCAGAAGUGUUGAAUGCCUCUGAUAGCGACAUCAUCAGGAAUUUCAUCAACAGCAACUUCUCCAUGCCAAAUUCCAGCACGUUGCUCCAGCAACUGGAUACCAUCGAUAACGCAGCCUGUGGCUGGAUCCAGUUUAUGUCCAAGGUGAGUGUGGACAUUUUUAAGGGCUUCCCCAAUGAGGAGAGUAUAGUGAACUACACCUUAAACCAAGCAUAUCAGGAAAAUGUCACAGUGUUUGCCAGUGUAAUAUUUCAGACCAAGGAGGAUGGCACUCUGCCUCCUCAUGUCAUGUUGAAGAUCCGCCAAAACUCCAGCUUUACUGAGAAGACCAAUGAGAUCCGCAGGGCCUACUGGAGGCCAGGCCCAAACACUGGAGGGAGAUUCUAUUUCCUGUAUGGGUUUGUUUGGAUUCAAGAUAUGAUGGAACGGGCCAUUAUCAAUACAUUUGUGGGCCAUGAUGUGGUGGAGCCUGGGAACUAUGUCCAGAUGUUCCCCUACCCCUGCUACACCAGGGAUGACUUUCUGUUUGUGAUUGAGCACAUGAUGCCCCUCUGUAUGGUUAUAUCGUGGGUGUACUCGGUGGCCAUGAUGAUUCAGCACAUUGUCGCUGAGAAAGAACACAGGCUAAAAGAGGUCAUGAAGAUGAUGGGGUUGAACAAUGCAGUCCACUGGGUGGCUUGGUUCAUCACAGGCUUUGUACAGCUCUCGAUCUCUGUAACUGCUCUGACGGGUAUCCUGAAGUACGGCAAAGUUCUAAUGCACAGCGAUCCCUUUAUAAUAUGGCUGUUUCUUACAAUCUAUGCCAUUGCUACCAUCAUGUUCUGUUUCCUGAUCUCUGUGGUCUACUCCAAGGCAAAGCUGGCCUCAGCUUGUGGUGGGAUCAUAUAUUUCCUCAGCUAUGUUCCGUACAUGUAUGUGGCUAUUCGCGAGGAGGUAGCUCACGAUAGAAUAACAGCAUUUGAGAAGUGCAUUGCGUCACUCAUGUCCACAACUGCAUUUGGCCUUGGCUCGAAGUAUUUUGCUCUCUAUGAGGUGGCAGGAGUUGGAAUUCAAUGGCAUACCUUCAACCAGUCGCCAGUAGAAGGAGAUGACUUCAACCUGCUGCUCUCCAUGGUCAUGUUGAUUGUUGACGCCACUGUCUAUGGGGUGCUAACAUGGUACAUCGAAGCUGUUCAUCCAGGGAUGUACGGACUCCCCCGACCGUGGUACUUCCCAUUCCAGAAAUCCUAUUGGUUGGGGAAUGGACGGAUUGAAACGUGGGAAUGGUCCUGGCCUUGGGCCAGAAGCAGCAGGCUCAGUAUCAUGGAGGAUGACCAGGCCUGUGCAAUGGAAAGCAGACGAUUGGAAGAGACUCGGGGGAUAGAAGAGGAACCAAGUCAUUUGCCUUUGGUCGUGUGCAUUGAUAAGCUGACCAAAGUCUACAAGACAGGAAAAAAGUUGGCUUUGAACAAGCUCAGCCUGAACUUGCAUGAGAACCAGGUGGUGUCGUUCCUGGGGCACAAUGGCGCUGGAAAAACCACAACAAUGUCCAUUCUGACGGGACUGUUCCCACCCACUGCUGGCUCAGCCACAAUUUAUGGGCAUGACAUUCGAACAGAAAUGGAUGAAAUCCGGAAAAACCUAGGCAUGUGUCCACAGCACAAUGUGCUCUUUGACAAACUGACUGUGGAGGAGCACCUCUGGUUUUACUCGCGCUUGAAGGGAAUGGCUGAGGAUGAGAUCCGUAAAGAAAUGGACAAGAUGAUUGAAGAUUUGGAAUUGUCUAAUAAGCGGCACUCUCUGGUGCAGACGUUAUCUGGGGGAAUGAAACGCAAAUUGUCUGUUGCCAUUGCAUUUGUUGGGGGAUCCAAAGCCGUUAUUUUAGAUGAACCAACGGCAGGAGUAGAUCCAUACGCUCGCCGUGCUAUCUGGGACCUAAUUCUGAAAUACAAACAAGGCCGGACAAUCCUUCUGUCCACACACUACAUGGAUGAGGCUGAUCUUCUUGGCGAUCGCAUUGCAAUAAUUUCGCACGGAAAGCUGAAGUGCUGUGGGUCACCUCUGUUUCUCAAAAGCACUUACGGAGAUGGCUACAAGUUGACCGUGGUGAAGAAGCAACCUGACUCACAAACUAACUCAGAUUCAGGACAGGAACUCAGCCCUUCAUUACGUUCUGCCUGCUUGGAAUCCAAGGUCACUCAGUUUAUUAAAAAGUAUGUGGUGUCCACCAUACUGGUCUCAGAUACGAACACAGAGAUAUCUUACAUUCUGCCGUCAGAAGCUGUGAAAAAGGGAUGCUUUGAGAGACUUUUCCAGGCCCUGGAUCUGAACCUGGAAGACCUGAAUUUGACCAGUUUUGGUCUGAUGGACACCACACUAGAGGAGGUUUUCCUGAAAGUUUCUGAAGAAGAUCAGUCCUUGGAGAACAGUGACAUAGAUGACAAAGAUUCGGGGAAGGAGGGAAUGCAGACCCCACAGACGGACCAGAGAAAUGGCCGCCACAAAGACACCCCUCCUAAAGAAAGUUCGCGCAAGAUGGAAGUGAAUGUGAGCAAUUUGGUCACAUGUGCCACACUCAGUCAGUCCCAGUCUUCCGUUCAUUCCUCCUCUUCCGUUGGUUCUGUCCGAGGUGAUGAGAUGGGUGGUUAUUCUGAAUUCUAUGGAGACUACACACCUCUCUUCGAUAACCUGACUGAUCCAGACAAUCUCAGUUUACAAGCAGAACCAGAACCAGACCUGAAGAGCAUUGUUUUGGAGGGUCAAGGAAGUACCAAACUGGAAGGUUCUUGGCUGAAGCUCUGUCAGUUCUAUGGACUGAUAGUGAAGCGUUACCACUGUGCCAAACGCAAUACCAAGAGUAUCUUCUCGCAGAUCCUGCUCCCAGCAUUCUUUGUAUGUGUGGCAAUGACGGUGGCACUCUCAGUUCCCGAAAUAGGUGACUUGCCUCCUCUGAUCCUUUCCCCAUCUCAGUACCACAACUACACACAACCUCGAGGAAACUUCAUACCAUAUGCAAACGAAGAGAGAAAUGAGUACAGGAUAAAGUUAUCACCUGAUGCUAGUCCCCAACAACUGACCAAUACCUUCUAUCUGCCCUCGGGGAUUGGAGCUACCUGUGUCCUAAAGACUCCAUACAACAGCACAUUAGACCAGCUGGUACAGACCCUGAAUCUAUCGACCAGUGAGACGAAGAUGCUGGCAUCCAAGUACUUCGACUCGAUGUGUCUGGACUCUUUCACACAAGGCCUACCGCUCUCAAACUUUGUUCCUUUGCCCCCUUCACCUGCUCCUUCAGAUUUUCCCGACACAGGAGCUGAUGAAGGAACACACAUGUGGAAUUUGACAUCACCCGUUACAAUGAAAGAAACAUUCACGUCGUCACCUUCCAUUCCACACCCUAUCCACGAGCCCGUGAGAUGCAGCUGCUCGAUGCAAGGAACUGGUUUCUCCUGCCCCAGUGGAGUUGGAGGUCACCCACCACAGAAGAAAGUGGUGACGGGCGAUAUUCUGGUGGAUAUUACAGGCCGCAACGUUUCGGAGUAUAUUCUGCAUACUUCAGAUCGCUUCAGACUUCAUAGAUAUGGAGCGCUGACGUUUGGGAACGUGCUCAAAUCUAUACCAGCAUCAUUUAGUACAAAGGCAGCUCCGAUGGUGCGGAAGAUCGCAGUGAGAAGAACUGCACAGGCAUUUUACAACAACAAAGGUUAUCACAGCAUGCCCACUUAUCUGAAUACCCUGAACAAUGCCAUUCUGCGAGCCAACCUACCCAAGAGCAAGGGCAACCCUGCAGGAUAUGGUAUCACAGUGACAAACCACCCAAUGAACAAGACCAGUGCCAGUUUGUCCCUUGACUAUCUUCUGCAGGGCACAGAUGUGGUCAUUGCGAUUUUCAUCAUUGUGGCUAUGUCCUUUGUCCCAGCCAGCUUUGUGGUGUUUCUAGUGGCAGAGAAAUCAACCAAAGCAAAACACCUGCAGUUUGUUAGUGGAUGCGACCCCGUUAUCUACUGGCUGGCCAACUACGUUUGGGAUAUGUUGAAUUACUUGGUACCAGCGACUUGUUGCAUCAUCAUUCUCUUUGUGUUUGAUCUACCAGCCUACACGUCACCUACUAAUUUUCCAGCGGUCCUCUCACUCUUCCUGUUGUAUGGUUGGUCAAUCACUCCAAUCAUGUAUCCAGCAUCCUUCUGGUUUGAAGUUCCCAGCACAGCCUAUGUGUUCUUAAUCGUCAUCAACCUCUUCAUCGGUAUCACAGCCACAGUUGCCACAUUCCUGCUUCAACUGUUUGAACAUGACAAGGAUCUGAAAGCUGUGAAUGGCUACCUGAAAUCCUGUUUCCUCAUUUUCCCAAAUUACAAUCUGGGCCAUGGGCUGAUGGAAAUGGCUUACAAUGAGUACAUCAAUGAAUACUAUGCAAAAAUAGGCCAAUUUGGAAAGAUGAAGUCUCCUUUUGAAUGGGAUAUUGUGACACGAGGACUGGUUGCGAUGACAAUAGAAGGGUUUGUGGGUUUCUUCAUCACGAUCAUGUGCCAGUACAAUUUCUUCAGAAAGCCACAACGCCUGCCAGUUUCUAACAAGCCAAUAGAGGAUGAUGAUAUUGAUGUGGGGAAUGAGAGGAGACGUGUGUUACGAGGAGAUGCGGACACUGAUGUUCUUAAAAUUCAGAACCUGACAAAGGUGUACAAGUCUCGGAGGAUGGGUCGGAUCUUGGCAGUAGAUCGCUUGUGUGCUGGAGUGCGCCCAGGAGAAUGCUUUGGCUUACUAGGAGUGAACGGAGCUGGGAAGACUACAACAUUCAAGAUGCUGACUGGGGAUGAGAGUACAACUGGUGGGGAGGCCUUUGUUAAUGGAAACAGUAUUCUCAAGGACCUGCUGAAGGUCCAGCAGAGUAUUGGCUACUGCCCACAGUUCGAUGCACUUUUCGAUGAGCUCACUGCACGGGAACACAUGGAGCUCUACACUAGGUUACGUGGAGUCCCCUGGAAAGAUGAAGAGAGGGUUAUAAACUGGGCACUUGAUAAGCUGGAGCUCACGAAAUAUGCAGACAAACCUGCAGGAACAUACAGUGGUGGCAACAAAAGAAAGCUCUCGACGGCCAUUGCGUUAAUCGGCUACCCUUCUUUAAUUUUCCUGGAUGAACCGACAACAGGAAUGGACCCCAAAGCACGCAGGUUUUUGUGGAACCUGAUUCUUGACAUCAUUAAGACGGGGCGCUCAGUAGUGCUGACAUCACACAGCAUGGAGGAAUGUGAGGCGCUGUGCACGAGACUGGCAAUCAUGGUAAACGGACGCUUCAGGUGUCUCGGCAGUAUUCAGCACUUGAAAAACCGGUUUGGUGAUGGCUACAUGAUAACCGUCCGCACAAAGUCCAGUCUGUAUGUGAAAGAAGUUGUACGUUUUUUCAACAGAAAUUUCCCUGAAGCAGUUUUAAAGGAGAGGCACCACACCAAAGUGCAAUACCAGCUGAAGUCAGAAAACAUUUCACUGGCGCACGUUUUCAGUAAGAUGGAGCAAGUCGUUGACGUGCUGGGAAUUGAAGAUUAUUCUGUCAGUCAAACUACACUGGACAAUGUGUUUGUAAACUUUGCGAAGAAGCAGAGUGACAACCUGGAGCAGCAGGAAACGGUCAGCACUGGGAGCAUGCACUCACCGGUCAAGCGCAUUCUCAGCCUCCUGCGGCCAAGGGGCACCCCAACAGAACUACAAGCUCUGACUGUUGAUGAGCCCGAGGAGUUAGAGAGUGAUGAUGAAGGGCUAAUCAGCUUCGAGGAGGAGCGUGCUCAACUUUCGUUCAACACGGACACAUUGUGCUGAGAGGGCGAUGUCCCCUGAAUACAUCUAUCUCUGAAGACCUUGUACACGGCAAUUAAGAACUUUGCAUCAUCCCAGCACGACCAACGGUAGUGUUGGGAGUAAGGAUUGGAGGUGACUGAAUAUAUGGUCGAUUAUUCCUUUGAGCUGAGCCACUUCAAAUGGAGACAUUAAAUCCAUCAACCAGCAGGGAAUGCUGAUUAGUUGGCAUGAGUGGUUUUGGUACCCAUGCCUUUUCUUUUCCUGGGGAAGUAUUGGCGAAGUUGCUCUCCAAUAAACAUGAGUCCUUUACAUUUUAUUUAAUGCAGAGUUGUUUUAUUUUAAUGCACUGUCAAAAAAUAGUGUGUAAUAUCCAUCUGCUGUGCAUUUGAAUAUUUUAAAAAAUAUUUUUAAGAACAGUGCAGAAAUGGUGAGCAAAGUAUUUAGAAUCUUUAUUUUCAAUUCCAAAAGCACUGUAAACACUCAGAUAUAUAACCCUUGCCAAACAACACAUGCAUGAAUUUAGCCAAUGCAUCCUUAACCGCCAGCCCACAGAGGUUUAGAGUGUGAUUCAGAGAGGGGUAAUGGGAUUCCUCCAUUCACCCUCUCCUUACUUCCCUCUACCCCUACAACUAACUUUGAGAAGUUUUAAAUGCUACCCAGUUUAAUAUGCAUAAUAUAAAUUCCGUGCACAAGUUUAAAUAACUACCUUUGCUUCUCGAAUAGUGUCCUGGAGUGUCUUAUAGAGUAGCCGGCGGUUAGUCCAUCAGUCAUUGCCAGCUUAGACUAACUGAUUAGGAUCUUCAUUUUCAGAAUUGGAAAAGUCAGGGUCUUCUGAAUUAUUAUUCCACAGGCAGAAUUCUAAGAACGAAAAUACGAUUCUAUUUUUAAAAAUAUCUUCUUACAUAAGCAUUUUCCUGCCAUCUGACUAAACCCAUGGUGUUUGCUCACUGCUACUUUUCAGGCCCACCUUCAACCUCAAAACCAGUGAUGAAAGCAAGCCAAACUCAUGUUGCUGUUGUGGUCCAGACCAUGUUAAACACUUCACAUUGACCUAUCCCCUUUUAGAAAUCACAGUAAAUUCUUCAGGUCUUCAACCUAUGUAAGUGGUGGACAUUCACACAUUACCUUCAUAAUAUUGAUGACAAAUUGAUUCAUUCGGACUCACCUAAUCUAUUCAAUAUCAUAAGGAUCACUUGGCUGAAAUGAAUGUGGGACAAAAGAAUUCAAUUCCAACUGCACAGAGUAGACCUGUAUAGUACAAGAACCUGUGUCAGAUCAGUUACUAUGCUCUAAAGACUGUUUUAGGCUGAACAACUCAGGUACGGGCUGAAGAACAGUUCCAAGGGAUAUAUUGUGGUAUUAAUUCAUCCUUGGUCAUGUGUUAAACAGGCUGUGAUAGAUUACAAGCAUUGUGCAUUGCAUCUGAUAUCAUUAGAACUGAAUUUCAGAAGCUGAAUGCAAGGCACGUACAAAACUAUAUCACACACAAGGUUAAACUUCUACGCUUUUAUCUUUAGUUUUUCAACAUUUAUUAUUGAUCUUGUACCGGCAGAGAGUUAUUUAUUACAUCCCGUACAAGUACGUUCUAGGCUGAAGCACGAAGUAAAAUAGAAAUUAAAUGAAAGUGCAUUGGCUAUGAAAUAACAUGCAAACUUCAUCUAACUUUCUUAAAAUCUUUAAACCUGAACUUAAAUCCAUCACCUGGCAGUUAAAUUGAAAGUUAGAAUUAAGAGAUGACGCUGCCAGACACUCAGACACAAUGCCAAAGCACAUUCUGAGCCAAAAAUUAAAUGUCAGGAACUAUUUAAUGAGUUGAUUUGUUCCAAUUAACAUAAUGCUUUCCAAUUUGAAAUGUGCAUGUUGAAAUUCCUCUGAGUGUUUACAUUGAGCUGCAGUACUUACAACUUCUCAACCUAAGUUUGUGCUUAUGCUGCAACUUCUCUUGAAGGUGCCCUAUUUAAAAUAAACAUGAACAAUACAAUGCAAAUGUAACCUGCUAUAAUUAGAGGUGAAUGGUUGGUACUAAUGCAGCAAAUUACUAUAAAGAUUCUAAACAGAAAGUAUUGAGAUAUAACUCACAUCUGAAAUGGAAUGUCUCAUCGAUGUAUAUUUUUUACCUUAUAAUUAUAAAGUGUCUCCCACAGUGGCCAUAAUGUCAAAGUAACAUUGUAGUUAGCACUUCAUCUGAAAUGGAGGCUGAGAUAAAGUGACCAGAGGUGUUUGCCUGUUGACCUGGUCAGUGUAACGCUGUGGUGGGGUCUCUAACUAGAUUUUGAGCUCAGGCACUGGCCACACCUGUGUACCUGGCAGGUAAAAGGAACAGUGAAGGAAUGGUAAUGAACCUCAGUCCUUCCACAGAACCGUUCGUUCAUUCAUUUUCAAAGCCAUUUCUUCUGCUCAGUCAAUGCUUUGGAAUCAAGUGGUAAAGAUUUUGGGCCCGGAUAUGAUAUGGCGGCUUUGUUAAUUUUUUUUAAAAUAAAUUUUUUGGCACAUCUACAUUAUUAAUCAGUGCAAUAAAAAUAAAAAAUAAAAGAUAAGGGAAUUAAUUUAGAGAUCAUUAGAUUUUUAUCCACUUUGUUAAUUCUGACUUUCAGAUAGCAGUAUUUAAAUGGAGUCAAUGAAAAUAAUAAGAUUUAAAUCUGUCGCAUUAGCCUUUUCAUUUAAUUUUCUCUUCUGGAUUUUAAUUUUCACUUCAUUGAAGAAUUCUUCCUGAGAUGUGAACACUGUUAAAUGUUAACUGCUUGAACCAUGACCAUGCAUUGUGCCUUGCAACAUUUUAAUGCCACCCUUUACCCAACACACUUAAAUACAGGUGAUCAGAAUAUUUGGAAAGCUGCACACUUUUUAGAGAAAUUAUGCUGUGAAGCUUGGCUUAAAAUAACAGGGUAUGAGACACAUGGAUUUCCAUACUGUGCAAACAAAAACCCAAUAUGAACUGGAGUAAAGAGAGAGAAGCAUUCAACCAACGUCCUUUAGAGAAAUAAUGAAAAGCAUAAUUAUUUAAUUCAGCAUAUGUAUUUUCCCUUGGUAUUGAUUAGCCUUGGCUGGUGAAAGGAAAGGGGUAUCAGGAAUGACAAAGCAGGAGUGUGAUGCUGUGAAAUUAAGUGGCAGCUUACUGAGGCAAACUUCGCUGCUGCCUUUUCCAAUUAUACACUUGAGCUCCCACUUAACUAUAAGAUUAUAGUUAAUCAAAAUCAAAAUUUCUUUCACAUUUGUGCUCUAUCAUUUCUUUACCUCCCCGGCACCCAAAGUGGUAAACCCACCCAACUAACAAGCCACACAAAAGUGUUUUUUUUUUAAAGAGGAUUGGUUAGUCCCACUCUAUUCCAGUGUGGGAGGAGGUAGAAAUGAUACAAGUCUGUUACUGUGGCCAUCAUAAAAUAUUGUAAAAUAGGAUUAGUACAUGAGCAGUGCAGUGGUAUUAACAGUAGUUGUAAUGGCCUUAAGCUUCAUUGCUGAUCUGAGCAAAUGCCCAUUCAAAACUUUGGUAUCAUAUACUCCUCUCAUUCUUAACCCUUCAACACCAGUCGCAAAAUCCCCAUAAAACUUCCUGACGUAAAGAUCACACUUUUCAAAAUGUUAUUUUAAAAAGCUUUGCAUUGAUUUUGCCCAAAGUCUCACUCCUUUCCAAAACAUUGCACACUCAUGUAUACUUCUGCAAAAACUUUGUGUCUGGCCUGUUGAGCUCAGCUUUCACCAUCAAUCAAUUUGUGUGUCAGUGGAAUCGUUGAGACGCCUGUUUGCGAGAGAAGUGGGCAUGUUAAAUGGUGUCAUAUUUGCACAUUUCUGUGUGUCUCUUGUCAUUUAUGGGUUGGAAGCACCCUACAUUGUUGUAAUAUUUUUUGUUCAGGGCGAUGACAGAACAUCUGGCUAGCUAAAUAAAUAUUUGUUUUGUUGUAUAAAACUCUA